ACAGGAAAUGGUCCAACUUCAUCGAAGCCUGUUUUGGUCAAUGCAAGGUUUCGCAUAAAAAUACUUUUACAUAGUAAAAAUGUGUUACUGAUAUCUUCCUUUAAGUACAAAGUAUAUUUGGAGACGCGUAUUGUGUGUAUGUUGUUUUAUGACAGAGUCGAACCAAUUCGGCGAAAGAAAUAAAGAAUGGACACGAAGAUAAAGGUACCACAGGCCCCCAAAGCUAAAGUAAUGUUAUGGACGGAUGUAAGCUACCAUGACAUGGAGGAGAUCGACAAUAUGCAGUCUAUUCCUGAUCUGGAGAGUGUUUUGUGCAGUGUGCUUGGAGUUGACCUCCCUGAACCAAAAAGAGGAGUUCUGCUGGAGUUGUAUGUCCAGACUUUGCUUUUUAGCAGAGAGUGCAGCUUCAAAAAGGAACAAACUUCUGCUCUGUUGUCCAUCAUCAAGUCCAUCCAUGAGGCUAACAUAGAAACGCCACUCGACAACAUCGAACAGUGUUUCAUAUACUGCAAGGAGCUUAUCCUCUGUCACUCAGUCAGGCGACCUCCCUUUAGUGUCGACCUCUUCAGCUCUAAGGAGGUGGACUGUAUCUUUGAGUACAUCCAUAACAGCUAUAUGAGACACUACAAACUCUACAAAUACAUCUUUACUCCACAGGUGAAACUUGAUUUGUCUUUGACGUACUCUGGGAUGCCAGACCAUGAGGAUUCUUCUGCUUCAGAAGUAGCAGAGGUUGUACCAAAGAAAGAUGGUUCUCCUGAGACACAGGAAACAUCCAUCACAGAAGAGGACACCACAGCCGGUCCCGCAUCAGAACUGAAGGCACUGAUAGAGACAGAAGUCAGAGAGCAGAUGAUGCUUGUGUCUGGACACCUAGAUCAGCGAAUGAAAGAUAUUGCAGAUCAGCACAACAGGGCAUUAGACUCUCCACAGCACAACCACAAGGCCAGAAAAUAAUGACUGAAUCAAAGUUUCCUUUUACCUUUCCAUUCAAACAGCCAAUAUGAUGAUUUCCAUUAAACACUAGCACAAAAUAAGAUAAUUCAAACUAAAACAUUUAUUCUAUGGUCAAUGAAACCUUUUUAUUCAUAUAGAGUACAAUGUAUUUCUGCAUUUGUACAAUUACUGUACAUUUCUCAGGCAGGCACUUUCAGGAAAGUGCCACUUUUUAAACUGAAGAAUGAACUGAGUAUGGAAUGGUGUUGGUUAGUUAAGGUAGGAUAUUCAGUCAAAGAUGGUCUUCACAGUUAGUGUAAGUGGCCUCCCUAUUAAGGAAUGUCUGCAUGCAUCAUAGGUAAAUAGUUUUCUACCAAAAACACUUCAGAUACUGUAAUAGAAUGUUUCACACAUGUCCCCUGGUAGUUAUUUGUAACACUGGAAUAUCUGUAAAUCUGUGUUUCAAUACAAUAUAUUAUAUAAUUAUCUACUAAAUAAUUAA
Seriola aureovittata is the source of this 1438-nucleotide messenger RNA. It is a transcript of the gene cfap119, whose product is annotated as cilia and flagella associated protein 119. The coding region runs from base 187 to 957 and encodes 256 amino acids. The record is from RefSeq and is a predicted model, not a curated record. Lineage: Eukaryota; Metazoa; Chordata; Actinopteri; Carangiformes; Carangidae. The transcript has 9 exons.